Molecule: messenger RNA, 1185 nt
Organism: Saccostrea echinata
Lineage: Eukaryota; Metazoa; Mollusca; Bivalvia; Ostreida; Ostreidae
Product: trissin receptor-like
Exons: 2
Coding region: 4-1185 (393 amino acids)
Biological process (GO): G protein-coupled receptor signaling pathway
Cellular component (GO): membrane
Molecular function (GO): neuropeptide Y receptor activity; thyrotropin-releasing hormone receptor activity
Source: RefSeq, a predicted model, not a curated record
CUGAUGGUGCUGACUGCGAUUGUAAGGACCGCUCGGUUACGAAGUUUGACGAACUUUUUCCUAGCUAAUUUGGCAAUCGCUGACUUCAGUGUGGGUGUUUUUUGUGUGCUGCCGACCCUUUCAACAUUCCUGUCUCAGACCUGGAUCUUGGGAAGGAUUAUGUGCAAGGUUUACUACUUUAUGUGGAAUUUGAGCUACACGGUCUCUAUUCUGAUUCUGACGGCCAUAGCCAUUGAAAGAUAUAUUGCCAUUAGGUUUCCUCUGAAAGCUCGAGGGUGUUUUACAUCACGAAGACUUAUCCUGACUCAAGUGGUAAUCUGGGUUAUUGCAGCCACCUACAGCACGCCCUAUCUUCUUAUAUUGGACACAUUUUCAACUAAAGAUAUUGAUGGACAAGUUCUGGAAUAUUGUUUCUAUAGAAACAAGCUGAUAAACAUGAAGAUCUACACAACGGCCAAUUUCAUUGCAUGGUACACCAUACCUCUGUUAAUAAUGAUGAUCAUUUAUUACUGCAUUGGUAAGAUUUUGUGGAGGACAAGCUCUGUUUACAGAUUCACUUCGUCUAAGACUGUAAGCAAGCAACCAGACGAGUACGGAUUCACAAGCAGCUCCCAGAGCUCGGGUAUGGGAUCUCAGCUGUUGAAAAUGAGAAGUCUGCAAAACGCAGACUGUGAUUUGGUCCAAAAUGAGCCUAUGUCCAUCAAAAGCGGUCGAGGCUUUUCUAUCAAAAGACGAGAUAACUGUCAACCAGAGAGUGCCCAGUACAAUCCGCGAAAUCACUUUUUAAGAGUUACAUCUUUUAUAUCGAGAAGUGAAUCUACGAAUACAGCUAAGAUUGUCACUCCCGAUCCGUCACGAUUACGCACCAUUAAAGCUGUGCGAAGUCGCCGUAAAGUGAUCAGACUUCUCGUUGCUGUUGUUGUUCUGUUUGCUCUGUGUGUUCUUCCGCAUCAUAUACGCCUUCUGUUAAAAUGGUGGGGAAUAAGAUCAGUCCUCAAUGCCGGAAUUUUUUCGCCUAUUUCCUUUUUGAUUUUAUACUCAAACAGUGCUUUCAAUCCAAUUUUAUAUGCCUUAUUUUCUGCAAAUUUCAGAAAAAGUUUCAAAGAGUUUAGUCCACUCAGAUUUCUUAGACGCAGAAAACGUUCUCUUCUUUUUCAGGAAACUAAGCUUUUUGGAAUUAACUGA